GACUGCCAGCAUGAAGGGAAUUGUCCAUCUCUGUCCCGGUGCUGCUACUGUGUUAGUCUCGCAAUUGCGGCAAGAUGGUGUCAUCGUUCACUCGCAUAUUUGCAAUGCAGUUUUGGCAGCGAGGAUAAUGAAAGCAACGCUUGUGCUGCCUUGUGGAACGAUAAAAGAGGUCAUUUAUGAUUUACAACACUUUAUCAAAUCGCUUAGACACGACGUCAAGAAUCGUUUCAAACCGGACGUGAUGCAGCUGAGAAAGUCAGCAGGCUCCGCGCUGAAGGCCACUUGAUGUCGAUCCACCUCCGAUAUGAGAUGGACAUGCUCGCUUACGUACUUUCGACUUUCGCAUUCUUUCGCCACUGACAAGCUUCUCUCAGGUGCCUCGCUUCAGUAGAUACUAGGAAAGUCCAGGAAGCCGGAAGUGUCUCUUUACACCGGAAGAAGUCGGGCAGGCAAUUGGCUUCGACACAAUUCGACGUGCCUCUACCUCGCAGUGGGCGACAUCUUUCGAGGCGAGAGGUUCAUGCACCCACUGCGAGAAUCCUGACCUGGAGAAUUGCACUACCGUCGCUGCUCCGGACUGACCAGGCCGAAGGGAGAGGACUACUGGGACCGCCGGUGGGUGCUUGUCAAUUCAUGAGA
Messenger RNA from Selaginella moellendorffii, 639 nucleotides. RefSeq names its product O-fucosyltransferase 1-like. The coding region runs from base 11 to 286 and encodes 91 amino acids. Lineage: Eukaryota; Viridiplantae; Streptophyta; Lycopodiopsida; Selaginellales; Selaginellaceae. The transcript is spliced from 3 exons. The record is from RefSeq and is a predicted model, not a curated record.